UCGUGUGCGGGUUGGGAUUUGCGUGUUUUCCAGAAGAAAAGCGUCGCAUGCUGCAUUGAGUUGCAUCGUUGAUGUUGAGUUGGCGUUUUGGGUGAAAACCCCGACUAGGAGCCCAAACGCAGGAAUGAUGAACUAAAGGUUCAGAAGUUUUCAGUAGACCCAACCAUCUUCAGCACAGCCGGCGUGCAGCUGUAGAUGUGAUGCAGUUUACUGCUACAGGGUAAAAAUAAAGUAACAUGACACUCAGGAAAGUGAACGUGGUGAUCCUCGUCCUGCUCUCGAUCGCUUUUUUAAUCAUUGUGCAUCGAAAUCUGCUGAAUCUCAGUGACUUCUUGAAGCGAGAUGGUUCAGAUGCAGCCCCGGGUGCGAUCCUGCCCUUUGAAAGUGGAUUCUUUGCGGAGCGUAAGGUCAGGACAGGGGAGGAGAUCCCGGUAGUGAUCACGGCCUCUGAGGAGAGACUGGGCGCCGCUGUGGCUGCCAUGAACAGCGUCAACCAGAACAGCAAAGCCAACAUCGUGUUCAGCAUCGUGACACUCAACGAGUCUGUGGAACAUCUCCGGACUUGGUUGAGUAAAACAGACAUCAAGCACAAGAUCAUCACGUUUGAGCCAAAAAUCCUGGAGGGGAAGAUUUCUUCCAAUGCUCAGAAAUCUGAUGUGGAAAAACCGCUCACUUUCGCCAGAUUCUACUUGCCGAACUUUUUACCCGAUGCAGAGAAAGCAAUUUACCUGGAUGAUGACAUUAUUGUUCAAGGAGACAUCCAGGAACUUUUUGACACGAGUCUGAAGCCUGGCCAUGCUGCCGCUUUUUCAGAUGACUGCGACUCUGCAUCUUCGAAGGGCAUCGUUCGAGGAGCAGGAAACCAGAACAGUUACAUUGGCUUUCUGGACUUCAAAAAGGAAGCUAUUAGGAAACUGGGAAUGCGAGCAAAUACAUGCUCUUUCAAUGCUGGAGUGAUCGUGGCAAACUUAACCGAAUGGAAACACCAAAACAUCACCCAGCAGCUUGAAAUGUGGAUGGAACGAAAUGUCAAGGAAGGUCUUUACAGCAACAUGCUGGCAGACAGCUUCACCACACCACCGCUACUUAUCGUGUUUUACAAGCGCCACUCCACCAUUGAGCCCCUGUGGCACGUCCGACAUCUCGGAGCUACCGGACCUGGAAAUCGCUACUCGGCACAGUUCAUCAACGCUGCUAAACUCCUCCACUGGACUGGACAUUAUAAACCAUGGGGCAGAACCUCGUCCUACUCCAAUAUUUGGGACAAGUGGUACAUUCCAGAUCCCACUGGUAAAUUCCAUCCAAUCAGAAGACAUUCAGGGGACAAGUAAAGACUUGAAGAUAAAUUUAUCGUAACACUUUGCACAAAUAUUUUGGUUCUCUAAGACAUCGGAAUUGUCCUGAACAGCGUUCUGCAAUCCUACAGGUCUGAAAUUUAUAAGAAAAGAGUUGGGUUGCUUCACUUCUGGAAUUCUCCAGUAUAUCUGGUGGUUAUUAAGCAGGUCCACGACUCAAAUGGUGUCUUUCAGUCAGCAGCAUGCACACUAUAGUUGAAGCAGUUUCCUUGGCAAUUUGGCUUGAAAACAAGUUAACAAAAUAUUAAAGUGGUGUUUGGUAUGAUGCCUUGAUGGAAAUUGAUCAGAACAGGAAGUCUGAUCUGUGUCUUUAAUUAUACCAACUAUUUAAUUUCUCCUCAUUCCAUAUUGGUUUCUGGACAGGUAUGGCGACUUUACACUUCACCUGAGCUAAAAGCUAAAAGGACCCUUGAGAUGGGAAUAUCAAUGACAGCAUCUCAAAAUCUUAUUAAAGGCAUAUGUUUUAAUGUUUCGUUCCACCAACACCAGCUCAUCAAAACGAUCAUACCCAAGAUCAUUUGGAGGACAAAAACACUAAAAAUACUACCUCAAUCCAUAUUGCCUACAUUCAAAAGAUCCAGCAUUUUUUCAGAUUACUUUUUUGACUGUUUUAAGUAUACAGUUGUUUCAGGGGUAGUCAAACAUCAAUUAGUUUUUUUUUUUUUUUUUUUCCUCUUCCAAGCAUACGACAGAACCACUUAAUUUUGAUUUCCACAAUUCUAAAGCAUGUUUGGCUUUUUUGUUGUCUUACAAGCAUCUUGAGCACAUUUCAUUUCUUGACCAAGUCAUUUCCCUUUUCAGCUGCUUCAUUACUCGUAUGGAAGUGUGUGCCAACAAAUGUGUACAUAAAGCAAAAAUCUAUAUUAUUAAAGAAAGUGAAGCAACA
Messenger RNA from Neoarius graeffei (lesser salmon catfish), 2241 nucleotides. It is a transcript of the gene glt8d1, whose product is annotated as glycosyltransferase 8 domain containing 1. NCBI's taxonomy places the organism in Eukaryota, Metazoa, Chordata, Actinopteri, Siluriformes, Ariidae. Gene Ontology annotation, molecular function: glycosyltransferase activity. Bases 237 to 1331 code for a protein of 364 amino acids. The record is from RefSeq and is a predicted model, not a curated record. The transcript has 11 exons. Gene Ontology annotation, cellular component: Golgi apparatus.